AUGGCCGACGACUUAGGGGAAGUAAACACAGCUGUAGGUGAAGGCGAAACAAAACAAGAGCAAGAGGUCUCCAAACUUUUAAACGAGGAGCCUGACAACAAUGCCUGCAACAACAAUAUUCUUGGCCGGACCGAGAGGUCAUCGUCGGAGAGCAGCUGGUCGGGUUCCCUCAUGUCGCUGGCUCGUAAGGCCACGGAGACACUCAGCAGCGGGGUGAACUACGCUUCUGCACGGAGGAACUCCGUGCAUGGCUCCGCUGAGAGCCUGACGUCGGAAAAGGAGCCCGAACCCGAGUUAAACCGCAUGGGAAAGAAGCUUCCAGUGUUGCUCCCCAAAGACCCCAUGGCAAUAGAAAGGUCCAAUCUUCUCAGCAUGCUGAAGCUAAGCAUCAAAGUUUUAAUCAAGUCUUCAGUGAGUUUGGGGAGGACUCUAGACGCUGACUUCCCGCCCUUGCAGCAGUUCUUCUUAGUCCUGGAGCACUGCCUCAAACAUGGGCUAAAAGCCAAGAAGUCCUUCAUUGGUCAGAACAAAUCCAUUUGGGGCCCUCUGGAGCUGACUGAGAGCUUGUGUCCAGAAUCUGCCAACAUAGUGACAAGUGCCAGAGACCUGCCUGGAAUCAAGACUGGUUUGGGGAGAGGAAGGGCAUGGCUGCAUUUAGCACUCAUGCAAAAAACAAUGGCUGACUACAUGAAAGUCUUGCUGGAACGCAAAGAUCUCCUGAGUGAGUUCUAUGAUGCUGGAGCGCUAAUGAUGGAGGAGGAAGGUGCAGUAAUGGGAGGGCUGCUGGUCGGCCUUAAUAUUAUUGAUGCAAACCUGUGUAUUAAAGGUGAAGAUCUGGACUCUCAGGUGGGAGUAAUUGACUUCUCCCUUUAUCUGAAAGACCCUACCAGCUCUGGAAACCCGAAAGAUGAUGCCAAGAUGACCGCCAUCUUGGAUCAGAAGCAUUACAUUGAGGAGUUGAAUCGUCAUCUGAGUGGAACCGUUACCGACCUUCAGGCGAAGAUGGACUGCUUGGAGAAAACCAACAGCAAACUUGUAGAAGAGCUCGCAGCGGCAACGGACAGAAUCAACUCUCUGCGAGAUGAACAGGAACAGCUGAGAGAGGACAACGCGCAGAUUUUGCUUUCCAGUCAGAAAAAGAAAGAGGCUGCGCUUCAGGACAGCCAGGCGGAGUUGGAGACGUACAAACAAACCCGACAAGGCUUGGAUGACAUGUAUAAUGUUGUGUGGAAGCAAUACAAGGAAGAAAAACGCAUUCACCAGGAGUUGGCGCGAGAGCUGGAGCUCCAGAUAGUGCUGAAACAGGAAAUGGAGAUGGCCAUGAACCUGCUGGAGAAGGACUCACAUGAGAAACAGGACUCACUGGCUGCUUUGCGACUCCAGUUGGACCAAGUCAAAGCUCUGAACCUUCAAAUGUUUCACAAAGCACAGGACUCUGAACGAGAGGCGGCCAAAAAACAGGCAGAGGUUGAACAGCUCGAGCAGAAAAUAGACGACAUGGUGAAAGCAAUGACGGAUCUAGAGCUGAGACUUCACAAUUCAGAACGGGAUUGUAAGAAGAGCAGCCAGUCGGAUAAAAACUUAAGGGUUGAGCUGGAGGGAAAAAUAAACACGCUUGAAAAACAACUGAGUGACCUGGAUGCACAAAGGCUGGGCUUUGAGAAGGAACUUGUGGUCGAGAGAGAACAGCGGCAAGGCCUUCAGAAAGCGCUCCAGAGGGAGCAGGACAAUAGCAUGGAGCUUCGCACGCAACUCCAACAACUCCAAGGCCUGCACGCUGAGCUACAGGAUCUGAAGCAGGAGAAGCAGCAGCUGCAAGAGUUAUGUGAACAGCAGGAGCAGGCUUUGCAGGAGAUGGGGCUGCAUCUCAGCCAGUCAAAACUCAAGAUGGAGGACUUUAAAGAGGUUAACAAAGCACUGAAGGGCCAUGCCUGGUUAAAAGAUGACGAAGCCACGCAGUGCAAACAGUGUGAAAAAGAGUUCUCCAUCUCACGAAGAAAGCACCAUUGCAGGAACUGCGGGGAUAUUUACUGCAGCAGUUGCUCCAGUAACGAGCUCGCCUUACCUUCAUAUCCUCGUCCCGUGCGGGUUUGCGAUAUGUGUCACUCCUUGUUGCUGCAGAGAAGUUCAUCCAAAGCUUCCUGA
This is a messenger RNA of Nerophis lumbriciformis (worm pipefish), 2145 nucleotides long. The record is from RefSeq and is a predicted model, not a curated record. NCBI's taxonomy places the organism in Eukaryota, Metazoa, Chordata, Actinopteri, Syngnathiformes, Syngnathidae.